AUGAUUCUACCUCCUGGAUAUUCCAAACAGGGGGAGUUUUUGCCACCAAAUGUUGUUUGCAAGCUCCAUAAAUCUUUGUAUGGUCUAAAGCAAGCCUCCCGCCAAUGGUAUGCCAAAUUCUCCUCCACACUUUCUUCUCUUGGCUUUUCUCAUUCUCAGGCUGAUCAUUCCCUCUUCACCAAGUCUUCUGGUGCUACUUUCAUAGCUAUCCUAGUAUAUGUAGAUGACAUACUGGUAGCUUCUAACAAUAUACAUAAGAUUCAUCAUCUCACAUCCUUGCUGGACAACAAGUUCAAAUUAAAAAAUUUGGGUCCUUUAAAGUACUUUUUGGGUAUAGAAGUUGCUCGCUCUUCUGCUGGAAUCUCUAUUUGUCAAAGACAAUAUACUAUGCAAAUCUUGAGUGAUGCUGGCUACCUUGGCUGCAAACCAAAGUCCACACCCAUGGAACCGAAUCUUAAGCUCUCAUCCCAUACUGGUGAUCUUCUCCCAGAUGCCACCUUAUAUAGAAGGUUGAUUGGCCGAUUACUAUACUUAACCAUCACAGGACCAGAUAUUUGUUAUGUUGUCAACCAUCUUAGUCAAUUCAUGGCUGCCCCAAGAGUCCCUCAUCUACAUGUUGUUCAGAGAAUUCUUGCUUACUUAAAAGGUACUGUUGGACAAGGUCUACUUUUCUCAGCUUCUUCCAGCAUUCAAUUAAAUGCUUUUUCUGAUUCUGAUUGGGCCUCUUGCCCGGAUUCUCGCAAAUCAAUUUCUGGUUUCUGUGUUUUCUUGGGUAAUUCUCUAAUUAGUUGGAAAUCCAAGAAACAAUCUACUGUUUCCAGGUCCUCAGCUGAGGCUGAAUAUCGUUCCAUGGCUCAUGCUUCUUGUGAACUCACUUGGCUGCUUUCAUUGCUUAAGGAUUUUCAUGUCUCUCACCCUGCUGCUGCUCAUUUAUUUUGUGAUAACACUGCUGCUCUUCACAUAGCUGCUAAUCCUCUUGUAGCACUGCUUGCACCAUGUAUUUUUUAG
Gastrolobium bilobum is the source of this 1008-nucleotide messenger RNA. RefSeq lists its product as uncharacterized. Bases 1 to 1008 code for a protein of 335 amino acids. NCBI's taxonomy places the organism in Eukaryota, Viridiplantae, Streptophyta, Magnoliopsida, Fabales, Fabaceae. The record is from RefSeq and is a predicted model, not a curated record. The transcript is spliced from 2 exons.